This is a messenger RNA of Pseudozyma hubeiensis SY62, 906 nucleotides long. Its product is annotated as likely F1-ATP synthase gamma subunit fragment. The record is from RefSeq and is a predicted model, not a curated record. NCBI's taxonomy places the organism in Eukaryota, Fungi, Basidiomycota, Ustilaginomycetes, Ustilaginales, Ustilaginaceae. The transcript has 3 exons. Bases 1 to 906 code for a protein of 301 amino acids. Gene Ontology annotation, biological process: proton motive force-driven ATP synthesis. Gene Ontology annotation, molecular function: proton-transporting ATP synthase activity, rotational mechanism.
AUGGCGGCGUUCAACUCGGCCGCCCCUGUCGCCAUCGCUGCUCGUGCCGGCUUCCACUCUUCCUCGGCUCAGGCUGCUCCUCUUCGUGAGACCGAGCAGCGUAUCAAGUCGGUCAAGAACAUCGAAAAGAUCACCAAGUCCAUGAAGAUGAUUGCCUCCACCAAGCUCAACAAGGCUCAGCGUGCCAUGGCUGCUGCCAAGGCGUACGGUGCUGCCAACACUGAAAUCUUCACCAACUCGGAAGCCGUCGCUCCCGAGGGUGGUCGUCAGCUCUUUGUCGUCGUCUCUUCCGACAAGGGUCUUUGUGGUGGUAUCCACUCGUCCGUCACCAAGCGUACCAAGGCCGAGUUCCUCAAGCUCGGCUCUUCCGCUGGUGAUGCCGCCUCGUCCGAGGGCCCUGCCGUCAUUGUUCUCGGUGAAAAGUCCAAGGCGCAGCUCGGUCGUGCCCUCCCCAAGAACAUCGCGCUCUCCUUCAACCAGAUCGGCAAGGAUGUCCCCACCUUUGCCGACGCCUCGGCCAUCGCUGAUCAGAUCAUCAAGUCUGGCAUCAAGUUCGACAAGGUCAACCUCAUCUACAACAAGUACGUCUCGGCCCUCUCUUUCGAGUCGGAUGUCAUGCAGGUCUACUCGGAGGAUGCGCUCCGAAACGCUCCUCAGUUCAAGCUGUACGAGCAGGAGGACGACGUCACCAAGGACCUCGCCGAGUUCUCCUUUGCCAACGCCAUCUACGCCGCGCUCGUCGAGGGUCACGCUUCCGAGAUCAACUCGAAGCGAAACGCCAUGGACAACGCCUCCAAGAACGCAGGUGACAUGAUCUCGUCGCUCAACAUGAUCUACAACCGUGGUCGACAGGCCGCCAUUACCAACGACUUGGUCGACAUUAUCACCGGUGCCUCGGCCCUUUAA